This is a messenger RNA of Lepus europaeus (European hare), 2084 nucleotides long. It is a transcript of the gene VSTM4, whose product is annotated as V-set and transmembrane domain containing 4. The transcript is spliced from 8 exons. Bases 32 to 988 code for a protein of 318 amino acids. The record is from RefSeq and is a predicted model, not a curated record. NCBI's taxonomy places the organism in Eukaryota, Metazoa, Chordata, Mammalia, Lagomorpha, Leporidae.
CCGCGUCACAGCGCCGGGCGGCGGCGGGGAGAUGCGGCUGCUGGCGCUGGCGGCCGUGCUGCUGGCGCGGGCUCCGGCCCCGGAGGUGUGUGGGGCCCUCAAUGUCACCGUGUCCCCUGGGCCUGUGGUCGACUACCUGGAAGGAGAGAAUGCCACCCUGCUCUGCCACGUAUCACAGAAGAGGCGCAAGGACAGCUUGCUGGCCGUGCGCUGGUUCUUUGGCCGCGCCAACGCCAAGGAGGCCUUGAUGGUGAAGAUGACCAAGCUGCGGAUAGUGCAGUACUAUGGCAACUUCAGCCGCAGCGCCAACCGGCAGAGGCUGCACCUGCUGGAGGAGAAGCGUGGGGCGCUCUACAGCCUGUCUGUCCUCACCCUGCGGCCGGCUGAUCAAGGCCACUAUGUGUGCAAAGUGCAGGAAAUCAGCAAACACAGGAAUAAGUGGACGGCCUGGUCCAAUGGCUCGUCGGCGACGGAGAUGAGAGUGAUCUCCCUCAAAGCUUCUGAAGGUUCAUCCUUUGAGGACAAGAAAGAGACCUGGGCAUUUUUUGAAGAUCUGUACAUGUACGCCGUCCUCGUGUGCUGUGUGGGCAUCCUCAGCGUCCUGCUCUUCACCGUGGUCAUCCUCUGCCAAUCCGUGUUCAGCAAGAGGAGAUCCAGAGUGAGACAUUAUUUGGUGAAAUGCCCUCAGAACAGCUCCGGGGAGACAGUCACCAGCGUGACCAGUCUGGCGCCACUGCAGCCCAAGAAGGGCAAGAGGCGGAAGGAGAAGGUUGACGUUCCUCCCGCAGUCCCUGCCAAAGCUCCGAUGGCCACCACCUUCCACAAACCGAAGCUGCUAAAACCACAGAGGAAAGUCGCGCUGCCCAAGAUCGCCGAGGAGAGCUUGACCUACGCCGAGCUGGAGCUUUCCAAGCCCCACCAGGCUGCCAAAGGCGUCCCCAGCAGCACCGUCUAUGCGCAGAUCCUCUUCGAGGAGAACAGGCUGUAACGCCGCCGUCUCUUCCGCGGUUGUCGUCCUGCACCUGCCGCCCAGUUAUUUAUGAGACCUUGGACACAGAGUCCUUAUUUUUGUAUUUUCACUUGUGCCUUCUGAGUGUGGCGGGAACCCCCCCCCCCAUUCCAGCGGCCCUUGCUGGUGCCUUCAAAGAGGUACGGGGCUGCCCUCCCCAGAAGGACAGGGGCCGCAGCCCGUGGACGAAUCCCGCAGGGCCAGCAGCUCCCGGGCCUCAGCCUGAGGAACCAGGACUCCAGCCCUGCGGGCCUCCCACGAGAUUUUCUGCUGAGCCAAACCCUGUCCUCUCUCUUUCCUCCUCUUUCCUGGGUUUCCGUGUUUAAAAAUGUUUGUAAGACGUCAGUGUUAACCUGCCAGUCGUCCUGGCCCAGUGCUGUGAAGCUCCGAGUACAUAGCUAGAGGCUAUUACAGGCCAAAGGGUAAGAGAUGGAGAGAGAGGGAGUCCUUGGUUUCCGAAGGUCAGGCCCACGAGAGCCCACUGUUACCCGCCUCUCCACCCAUGAUUCCCUAAGGCCACAGGCCAGGAACAGCAACAUUCUACAGGGCUCAGCUCCUUCAGCCGGGUGCACCUGCCCUGAUAGAUAAACUCCUCUUAGGGGGUCUUGCUCCCCCCUUCUCUAGAGGGGCAGAGAGCUUUGCCCCCAGUGGACACCCUGGAGCAAGCGGCCACUCCCCAAUGUCCCAGUGUCCCAAGCUCCAUCCACACUCUUUGGAAGCCCACGCCUGGGAAGGCAGGGGCUUUGGCUAGGUUCCCCUUGGGGGCGGGGCAUGGCAAGGGCAAGGUCACCCUGGAGACCCUCCUCUGGCCACAUGCCUUGCCCAUCUUGAUGUGUGAAUGCAGGUGAGUUAGGGUGACAGACAGGAGCCACAAGCUGUGCACCUGUGCGACAUACUGGCAGCUGGGGCCCGCUGAAGGCAGAUCCAUUCAGGAGGAGGUACUGGGUCAGCUGUUUGUUACGGACAUUCCUGGAUGUAUGGUAUACUCUGGGUGGCUUUUUUACUGCACACUAUAGAAAUUGUUUGGCUAUGUAAUGGACCAUGUAUAUACGAUAAAUUAUCUAUUUUAAACACA